GAAGGACGGACUACGCAAAUUUCUUUGACAUCAUCGGAAGGAGACAAUGCGACUUCGCAAAAUGAGCCUCUGAGACACUGGACAGCGGCACUGAGGGAAGCACCGCUGUGCUGCGGCGGCCGCAGCCAUGGACGUGGCGUACAUUUGUGAGUGGGACAGGAGACCCCGGACCAGCCACUGCCCCUCCAUCCCGCUGGUGUGUGCCUGGUCAUGCCGCAACCUGAUCGCCUUCACCACAGACCAGCGCAAUGAGGAGGAGAAAGAUCUUACCCACAUGAUCCACAUCCUGGACACUGAACAUCCUUGGGAUGUCUAUUCCAUCAAUUCUGGUCACCAAGAAGUCAUCACUAGCUUGGAGUGGGACCAGUCUGGCUCCCGUCUGCUCUCAGCUGAUGCAGAUGGCUGCAUCAAAUGUUGGGGCAUGACUGACCAUCUAGCAAAUAGCUGGCAAAGCCUAGUGGGCAGUGAAGUGGAUGGUGAUCCCAUUGUUGCUCUCUCAUGGCUUCACAAUGGUGUGAAACUAGCACUCCACGUGGAGAAGUCUGGUGUUUCCAGUUUUGGGGAAAAGUUCUCUCGUGUAAAGUUCUCUCCUUCCCUCACCUUAUUUGGGGGAAAGCCUAUGGAAGGUUGGAUUGCUGUAACUGUCAGCGGACUGGUGACUGUGUCCUUGUUGAAGCCCAAUGGGCAAGUGCUGACAGCUACGGAGAGUCUAUGUCGGCUACGAUGCCGGGUGGCGUUGGCUGACAUUGCUUUUACAGGCGGUGGGAACAUUGUGGUGGCCACAUGUGACGGUAGCAGCACGUCCCCUGUGCAGUUCUAUAAAGUUUGUGUGUCUGUUGUGAAUGAAAAAUGCAAAAUUGACACGGAGAUCUUACCUUCACUCUUCAUGCGCUGCACCACAGACCCUGCCCGGAAGGACAAAUUUCCCGCUGUUACACACCUCAAAUUCCUCGCCCGAGAUAUGUCUGAGCAGGUUCUCCUCUGUGCCUCUAAUCAGUGUUCAAGUGUGGCAGAAUGUUGGUCUCUGCGGAAGGAGGGGCUUCCCCUUAAUAACAUCUUCCAGCAGCUAUCCCCGGGAGUAAGUGAUAAGCAGCCUAUGAUACUGAAGUGGCGGAUUUUGUCAGCUACCAAUGAAUUGGAGCGAGUGUCUGCCGUGGCACUGCCCAAACUACCAAUUUCACUCACCAACACGGACAUCAAAGUUGCAAAUGAUACAAAGUUCUGUCCUGGUCUAGGUCUUGCUCUGGCAUUCCAUGAUGGUAAUGUGCACAUUGUACACAGAUUAUCUCUGCAGACAAUGGCUGUGUUAUUUGGCUCCUCCAUGCGGCCUUCUGAAGAGCCCAGUUUGAAACGUCAACGGUCACCUACCCCAUGUGUUCACUUCAAGGCUUUGCAGAUGUCCUGGACUUCGCUGGCAUUAGUUGGAUUGGAUACUCAGGGCAAACUCAGCAUGCUUCGAGUAUCCCCAUCAAUGGGACAUGCCCUUGAUAUGACCACUUCACUACGUCAUCUUCUCUUCUUGCUGGAGUAUUGUAUGGUGACAGGGUAUGAUUGGUGGGAUAUCCUGCUUCAUGUACAGCCAAAUAUGGUACACAAUUUAGUAGAAAAGCUGCACGAGGAGUACACAAAACAGAAUGCAGCAUUACAACAGGUCCUUUCCACGCGGAUCCUAGCCAUGAAGGCAUCACUUUGUAAAUUGUCCCCUAGCACAGUUACUCGGGUCUGUGACUACCAUGCCAAACUCUUCCUCAUCUCUAUUAGCUGCACCCUAAAGUCCCUACUUCGCCCCCACAUUCUUAACACCCCCGACAAAAGUCCAGGAGACCGGCUUACGGAGAUCUGCAAUAAAUUCCCUGAUGCUGAUAUAGACAAGGUUAUGAUUAACUUGAAGACAGAGGAGUUUGUGCUAGACAUGCCAACCCUUCAGUCAUUGCAGCAGCUUAUUCAGUGGAUCGGUGACUUUGUACUGUAUCUGCUGGCAAGUCUUCCCAAUCAGGGCUCCUCAUUUCGACCAGGGCACAGUUUUUUACGUGAUGGGGUCUCACUGGGGACACUGCGUGAAAUGAUGGUAAUGAUCCGAAUUUGGGGUCUUUUGAAACCCAGCUGUCUUCCAGUGUACACAGCCACUUCCGAUACGCAGGACAGCAUGUCCCUACUUUUCCGUCUACUCACCCGCCUUUGGAUGUGCUGCCGUGAUGAAAAUCAUCCCUGUGAACCAGAUGAGACAUUAAUAGACGAGUGUUGCCUGCUACCUAGUCAGCUUCUCAUCCCUAACAUGGACUGGCUGCCACUCGGCAACGGGCUGAUUAGUCGUCUGCAGAGCAAGCUGCCUCUGCGUCUACAGUUCAACAGACCUCCUGGUGCACCCAGCCAUGCCUCUGUGCAGUAUGAGGCUUAUACAAGGUCACCUACACAGCCAAAAAUUGAUCAUCUUAGAAGACUCCAUUUGGGCACCUUUCCCACUGAGCCCUGCAAGUCCUGCACACGGUGUGGCUGUGUAACAAUGCUGAAGUCCCCUAAUAAGGCAACUGCUGUGAAACAGUGGGAGCAGAGGUGGAUCAAAACCUGUCUAUGUGGCGGACUGUGGCGAAAGAUGCCACACACGUACUCCUGAUCAUCAUCAUCCUCAGAAGAAGAACAUGGAGUGCGAGUCUAUGCCUGCUCCCAUCCUUUCUACUAUUGAUGACCUGAACAACGUCCCCGUAACUAGCGAGACAAAAACUGCAUCUCGGUCCAUCUUUUAUUACGCUGUGCACCCAGAGAUGAUGUAUGGUGUGCAACACCAGUUGUAAAUAUGUCCUUUCUAUUAAUAAAAUUUUACACUUA
This is a messenger RNA of Pseudophryne corroboree (corroboree frog), 2826 nucleotides long. RefSeq names its product mediator of RNA polymerase II transcription subunit 16. The record is from RefSeq and is a predicted model, not a curated record. The transcript has 15 exons. Gene Ontology annotation, biological process: positive regulation of DNA-templated transcription. Gene Ontology annotation, cellular component: mediator complex. The coding region runs from base 128 to 2614 and encodes 828 amino acids. Gene Ontology annotation, molecular function: protein binding. NCBI's taxonomy places the organism in Eukaryota, Metazoa, Chordata, Amphibia, Anura, Myobatrachidae.